AUGCAGGAGGAAUGCGGGAUCUGUGGUUUUAAUAAUGAUAAAAAUGAUUCAAUUUUUUCCUGCAAAUGCAAAAAUAUGAAGUCCGAGUGGGUCUGGGAUUCCCAAUGUACAACUCCGGAACUGUGCCUGUUUAAGGACGAUAAAACAAUAAUAUUUCAUCCCAAAUCUUCUAAUGGCACAUCAGUUGUGAGGGGUACAGAGCUUUUUACUUCAGGAAUACAUUAUUGGGAAAUUAGAGUUAUUACUCCUCUCUACGGAACCGAUGUGAUGAUCGGCGUAGGCGAAAAAGAUCUAUGUCUAGAAGGCUCAGAAUGCAAGUACAGUAGUUUUCUUGGUGCUGAUGGCCAUUCCUGUGGUCAUUCAUACACGGGCGGCAUUCAAUAUAAGGGCUCAUUCGACUACAAACAUGUGAAAGAAUUCUCAAACAGAAGCGUGGUUGGUUGUCUUUUGGAUAUGUUUCAUAGAAAACUCUAUUUUUUUGUUAAUCGUGAGCUCUCUGGCCGUCCAAUAACCCUCAAAGGUAAUGCAUAUUAUCCCAUGGUAUGUUCCACUGCCGCACGAACGGGUGUUCAAUUAAUCUACACUCGGUCAUUUGAAGCGAAACUUCAACAUUUCAUUAUUAUGGAAAAUAAGUUGCCUCGUGAAGAUGAACACCACCGCUAUUCUAGUCUCAUCAAAGUACUCCUUGAGGAUUGUUGGCCCCUGCGCCUGCCGAAUCGUAGAAGGAUCUCGGUCGACUAA
This is a messenger RNA of Rodentolepis nana, 741 nucleotides long. Lineage: Eukaryota; Metazoa; Platyhelminthes; Cestoda; Cyclophyllidea; Hymenolepididae. The record is from the annotation of a GenBank genome assembly.